AUGCCCUUCAGCAUCCCAUCCAACAUUUGGGACCCAUUCUUCCCUCUUGGACCCCUAUUCCUUGUCGUUUCAUCAGCUGUUUACGACUCUGACUUUGACCGUAAGCGAGCUGAGGCAAGUGAUUGCGUUCUCGAAGUUCUCGCCAACGGUGUCGUUGUCGCCGUUGAACCAAUCAACUCUUCAUCACAGGGUAGUGUUGAGAUCUCGAGCAAUCCCUUCAGAGCUUCAUGGGAAGUCGAGUUUACUUACUGUCAGACCUGUGGUAACAGUAGCAGGAUUGUUGGAGCUAUUGUUAACAAUGUUGUUGCCAAGCUUGCUCCUGAGGGUGCGACCGCGACUCCUAUUCCCUCAAUUCCCGUCAGGACUGAGCCUCUCACUGGUACCAUCAGCGAGGAGGCUGCUACCAACAGUGAUGGAGAGACUGUUGCCCCUACCGGAACUAAUAGUGAGGGUGCCACUACCAGCUCUGAGGGAGAAACUGUCUUCUCUACUGAUACUGCCAUCAACACCAAUAGCGAGGGUGCUACCACUAACAGUGAAGGCGAGACUAUCUUCCUAACUGAGACGACUUCUGAGACUGUUGCUGGGACUGGAACUGCUACUGGAACUACUACCGGCACUGCCUCUUCUACUUCUUCUACAGCCACCUACCGAGCUGGGUUCCCCGGCGAUAUUGGUGUCUUUAGUCUCUUUGGAUGCGUUGGAUCUACUGCUGGCUUUCCUAGCUUCACUCUCGCUCAGUCCAGCGAGUUUAUGGAUUUGGAAACCUGCGCUGAUCUCUGUACCGGACGUGCUUACUUUGGUGUCUAUGAUACUGCUUGUUAUUGCGGCGAUGUUAUCGAUGCUGCUGAUACCAGCAGAGUCACCCUUGAUCUUUGCGAUAUUGAGUGUCCUGGAGAUGACACCCACCCCAACGGCUCCAAUGGUAGCAGUCCCAAGGACACAGAACCCAGCGUUGUCCCUGUUAUCAGCGGCGCUGGUAAGCAGGCCAUUGGUAUACUUUCUCUUCUUGCUGCAAUUACAGCCCUUUUCUAA
Fusarium musae is the source of this 1035-nucleotide messenger RNA. RefSeq lists its product as uncharacterized. NCBI's taxonomy places the organism in Eukaryota, Fungi, Ascomycota, Sordariomycetes, Hypocreales, Nectriaceae. The coding region runs from base 1 to 1035 and encodes 344 amino acids. The transcript is spliced from 3 exons. The record is from RefSeq and is a predicted model, not a curated record.